Messenger RNA from Gracilinanus agilis (Agile Gracile Mouse Opossum), 390 nucleotides. It is a transcript of the gene PFN4, whose product is annotated as profilin family member 4. Gene Ontology annotation, molecular function: actin monomer binding. NCBI's taxonomy places the organism in Eukaryota, Metazoa, Chordata, Mammalia, Didelphimorphia, Didelphidae. Bases 1 to 390 code for a protein of 129 amino acids. Gene Ontology annotation, cellular component: cell cortex. The record is from RefSeq and is a predicted model, not a curated record. The transcript is spliced from 4 exons.
AUGAGCAACAUCCAAAACCUCCUGCUCGACUCCCUCCUGGGCACAAAGCAUGUGGACAGUGCUGCCAUCAUCAAGAUUCAUGAGCGUACUGUCUUAGUGUGCUCGCCAGGGUUUAAUAUCUCACCCAAUGAUGUCCGUGUGCUCAUCAAUGGAUUCUCCAAGAACCCUCAGCAAGUGCGAAGGGAUGGACUGUACUUCAGGGAGAAAGAUUAUGUGUGUGUCCGAGCAGAUGAGCGCUCCCUUUAUGCCAAGCAGAAUAACUCAGGGCUGGUGGUCGUUCAGACCAGUCUCUACCUCCUGGUGGCCACCUAUCGGGAGGACAUGUAUGCCAGCGUGUGUGUGGAGGCUGUCGAGAAGCUGGGUGACUACUUAAGGAAAAAGGGCAGUUAA